Molecule: messenger RNA, 1769 nt
Organism: Quercus lobata
Lineage: Eukaryota; Viridiplantae; Streptophyta; Magnoliopsida; Fagales; Fagaceae
Product: putative disease resistance protein RGA3
Exons: 3
Coding region: 66-1769 (567 amino acids)
Molecular function (GO): ADP binding
Source: RefSeq, a predicted model, not a curated record
GACAGAAGUUUUAUUCAAGCUCUUCUUUUGUCUUGUGUUAUCCAGCAAAUUCCCAUUUCCAAACUAUGGCUGUUGCUCUAGUUUCUGCUAUCGUGGAGCGGCUUGGUUCUUUAGUUUCUUCAGAGUUCAAGUUGACUGUAACUGUUAAGAAAGAAGUCGAAAAGCUUGCAAGAAAAUUCCGUACCAUUCGGGCAGUGCUCAAUGAUGCUGAGAAGAGGCAGCUGAAGGAGGAAGCUGUGAAGCUUUGGUUUGAGAAGCUCGAAGGCGUAUCGUACGAGAUCGACGACGUGUUGGAUGAGUGGAACACUGUCAUGAUCAAAUCCGAGAUUGAGAAACAACAAAAAGAAUUCGAAGAAGAAGAAAAAGCUGAAACUAGUACUGCUAAGAAGAGGAAGGUACGGCACUUUACCCCCAACUUCAGUUCCUCAGUUCUUGAUCGUUUUCAGCAUCGUGAUAUUGCUCAUAAGAUAAAAGACCUUAACGAAAAAUUAGAUGAGAUUAUCAAAGAGAAGCAGAUGUUCGGGUUUAAAGUGAGUGGGCCCAUUGAAGAAGUAUUUGAGAGACCAAAAACUACUUCUUAUGUUGAUGUGUCUGAAAUUCUUGGUCGUGAUAAGGUUAAGAAUGAACUAGUGAGCAGUCUAUUGGGCAAGGGUACUGAAAAAGAAAAACACCCCCAUGUCAUCUCUUUGGUGGGCAUGGGCGGUAUUGGAAAAACUACUCUUGCCCAAUUAAACUACAAUGAUCAGGAGGUGCAAGCCCAUUUUGAGAUAAAAGGGUGGGUUUGUGUUUCGGAUCCUUUCAAUCAGUGCAAGGUUGCCAAAGAAAUCCUUGAAUCUAUUGAACGCGGAUCCUCCGACUUGACUGCAUUGCAAAAUCUAUUGGAUGGAAUUUGUGAUAAAGUUCGGGGAAAAAAGUUUUUUCUAGUCUUUGAUGAUGUGUGGACCGAAGACUGUGCAAUGUGGCAGCCAUUUAGAGAUGCACUUAAAAGUUGUUGCUCCCAAGGUAGUAGAAUUCUAGUCACCACACGUAAAGACCAAGUUGCAACGAUGAUGGAAAGUGCAAAUGCGAUCAAGUUGAACGAAUUGUCUGAGGAAGAUUGUUGGUUGGUGUUUAGUAAAAUAGCAUUUUUUGAUAAAGAUCCUCAGGAAUGUGAGCAACUAGAAGACUUUGGCAGACAAAUAUCAAAGAAGUGCAAAGGUUUGCCCCUUGCUGCAAAGACUCUAGGGAGUCUCAUGCGCUUUAAGAAAAGUAGAGAAGAAUGGAGGUAUGUUUUGAAUAACAAUUUGUGGGAAUUUGAAGAUGUUGAAAGAGGUCUUUUUGCACCGUUGUUACUGAGUUAUUAUGAUUUGUCAUCACCAUUGAAACGGUGUUUCUCAUACUGUGCUGUCUUUCCGAAACAUCAUGUCUUUGAUCCGAAACAUCAUGUCUUUGAUGUUGAUGAGUUGGUAGAUAUGCGGACAAAGAAAGAUAUGCAGACAAAGAAAGAUCAUAUCUUUGAUGUUGAUGAGUUGGUAAAUAUGUGGAUAGCACACGGAUUUGUUGAGUCAAAGGGAAAUAUGGAGGUGGAAAUCAAGGCACGAGAAUACUUUGAAAAUUUAGUCAUACGCUCUUUCUUCCAAGAAUGUGAGGAAGAGGAAGAUGAAUUUGAUGGCGAAAUAGUCCAGAGCACCAUUCGCAAGAGAUACAAUAGGAAAUUUAAUACACCUAAGGUAUCUCGAUUUGAGUGGGACCAAAAAGGCUUUUCCUUGUGGCGAAUGGGUAUUGCCUGA